CAUGAAUUACCAAUUUUUUUCACCUGCUCUGUGUGCUAAGCAAUAGUUAUUUUUCUUGGUGGGAUAUAUGGAUUAUUUUUAGAAAUCUUUGUCAUUCCAUCUAGAUAUUAUUUUGGUAAUUUGAGAUUGGUAUUGUUUAAAAAUGAGAGUUAUUGUCUCUUUCUAUCCCUUUUUUUCCUCAAAUAAGUAAAGGAACAAUGCAUUUUUUAAUUUUUAUAAAAAAACCAAAGACAGAAAAACAAAAGACAAUUCUUGCUACCUAGAUUUACUAUGGCAAUCCAACUAUUAAUCAAGUCCCACCUGAUUUCAAAGUUUCAUACCUACAAUUGUUUUUUCUUUUUAUAGGGAAAAACUACACACACAAAAAAAAACCCCAAAAAAAAAAAGGCAAUAACAGGUGGACGAGAAUGUAAAAAUGAAACAUAUGAAUAGAUAUUUUGUGUAUCAUAAAUUAAACAUAUAACAUGGUGACUUUGUGAAUUGUACCCAAUUGAAGGCAAUAUAACUAGAAUCCUGCAUAGAAAUAACUGAACACUUGCUGUCCGACAAACUAAGACUUGGUCAUCUUUUUUGUCAGGUUGAUUUCUUUCUAUGGUCUACCUAAAUUAUAGCCAGCAGCAAACAUUCUUAAAGACCCAAAUUCUUACUGACGCACAAAAAAGAAAUUAAAUAAAACAAAAAAGAAACCCAGAGAAACAGAUGAUCAAAAUCUCCUCAGGUUUCUUCGUUCUCAAGCUUCAGAAGGUCAAAAGGCUAAAGGGUUCAAUAAAAGUUUGUAAAAAUAGGUACCUUUCAAGAAAAUGAUGCAGCUAAGGCCGAGGCCUCUGCUGGAUUUUUACCUGGGCAACCAGCAGAGCUACAAAGUCCAACAUUAACGAUUGAUGGAGUCUCAGCCAUGGAAACUGCAGACCUCCACCAUGCACCUCCUGCAUUCAUUGGCUCCAGUGAUGGAGAUUAUCCGCCCAUACGCAGCUUUGCCGACGCCAAGGUCAUAUGUUAUUUGGAGACCACAAAGCUUUGGAGAAUUGCAGGGCCAAUUGCCUUCAAUAUUUUGUGCAACUAUGGUAUUAAUUCCUUCACAAACAUCUUUGCUGGGCAUAUUGGAAAUGUGGAGCUCUCUGCUGUUGCAAUUUCUCUCUCUGUCAUUGCAAAUUUCUCCUUCGGCUUCCUGCUUGGUAUGGCAAGUGCACUUGAAACACUCUGUGGGCAAGCAUUUGGUGCUGGACAAGUAGACAUGCUAGGAGUUUACAUGCAGCGCUCAUGGCUAAUUCUAUUUGCCACCUGCUUCGCAUUGCUACCGCUUUACGUAUACUCUGCGCCGGUCCUAAAGCUGCUUGGCCAAGAAGAUGACAUUGCAGAUCUAGCUGGAAAAUUCUCUAUCCAGACCAUCCCUCAAAUGUUUUCCCUUGCCGUCAAUUUUCCAACUCAGAAGUUCUUGCAGGCACAGAGCAGGGUUCAGGUUCUGGCAUGGAUUGGCUUUGCAGCUCUUAUAAUACACAUAGGAAUUCUCUAUCUCUUCAUUAAAGUUUUCGGGUGGGGAACGAGCGGUGCUGCUGUCGCCUAUGAUAUCUCAGCCUGGGGGAUGGCAAUAGCUCAGGUGGUUUAUAUAGUUUAUUGGUGCAAUAAUGGCUGGAAGGGCUUGUCAUGGUUGGCCUUCAAGGAACUAUGGUCCUUUGCAAAACUCUCCAUUGCUUCAGCUGUUAUGCUUUGCCUAGAAAUUUGGUACUUCAUGACCAUAAUUGUUCUGACUGGACACCUUGAUAACCCUGUCAUUGCAGUUGGCUCCCUUUCAAUAUGCAUGAAUGUGAAUGGGUGGGAAGGCAUGCUGUUUAUUGGGAUCAAUGCAGCCAUAAGUGUUCGAGUCUCCAAUGAGCUCGGAUCAGCACAUCCUAGAGCUGCAAAAUACUCGGUCAUUAUCAUCAUCCUCGAGUCUCUCCUCAUUGGGCUAUUUUUCGCAGCGCUUAUCCUGGCAGCCAAGGAUCAUUUUGCUAUCAUCUUCACUGACAGCAAAGAGAUGCAACAAGCCGUUUCUCGUUUAGCAUUCCUUCUCAGUGUUACAAUGUUGCUUAAUAGCGUUCAGCCUGUUAUAUCAGGUGUUGCUGUUGGAGGAGGGUGGCAAGCUAUGGUGGCUUACAUAAAUUUGUUUUGUUAUUAUGUCAUUGGCCUACCUCUUGGGUUUCUUCUGGGUUACAAAACAAGUUUGAGAGUGGAGGGAAUUUGGAUUGGCAUGAUAUUUGGGACAUUACUGCAGACAAUCAUCCUCUUGUGCAUAGUUUAUAAGACCAACUGGAACAAAGAGGUAAAACAAGCCUUAGAAAGAAUGCGACAAUGGACUGGAGAAGAACUAGUUGAUCCUAGAAAAUGGAGUGGGCAAGAAAAUGGAUGUCAAACUCAAACUCUAUAGAAUACAUACAGAAUCAACUUCUUUUUUCUUUUCUUUUUCUUUUUGACUGUAAAUGUUUGUUAUAAAUAGGUUUUUUUAUUAUUAAUUUUUUGGCCAAAGUUAAAAAGGAAUGGGUGAAAACUCACACACAUACGAUAUCAUAGGGGUUUGAACUCAGGAUCACUUGGAAGUACACUAAAAAUCUGAGUCAAUUCAACUAACACCCCCAUUGAUAGGUAUUUUUAUUCAUUAUACAAUCACAGAAAAGUCUAGCCAGCAGCAU
Molecule: messenger RNA, 2666 nt
Organism: Prunus persica (peach)
Lineage: Eukaryota; Viridiplantae; Streptophyta; Magnoliopsida; Rosales; Rosaceae
Product: protein DETOXIFICATION 34
Exons: 7
Coding region: 896-2404 (502 amino acids)
Biological process (GO): xenobiotic detoxification by transmembrane export across the plasma membrane
Cellular component (GO): membrane
Molecular function (GO): xenobiotic transmembrane transporter activity; antiporter activity
Source: RefSeq, a predicted model, not a curated record